AUGGGUAAUUGCUUAAGGAGCUUCUGUCCAAGACACCGAACUUCUGAGAAUGAUCGGCAUAGCAGUUGGCACACAUCCUCUUACCAACCUCAAGCGCGACAUGUAGAUAAUGAUCCAAUUUUACACCCCGCCCCCGGUUUGUCUGUUCCUUACUCCCAGUUGACUGAAGAACAGCAAGUUGCUAUUGCAACUCGAAUGGCUCUUAUCGCAACCCUACCUAUCCACAUUUUUGAUGAAACAGAGCAUGAGAAGGUGUCAGAGUGUGUGAUCUGUAUGAUUGACUACGUGCCGGGUGACGAGUUGCGAAAGAUGCCCAUGUGUACACACUUCUUCCAUCGAGCCUGUAUCGAUGAUUGGUUGACUCGAUCUCUGACCUGCCCUUCUUGCCUUCAAGAAAUUCCCAUUCCUUCCAAUGUACCUCUGGCAACAACUGCAGCUGCAACCAGCCCCGUUUCAGAUAUCAGAACUACGAGAUGCAUUGAACUAGCGGGUCAAUCGGUCAGUCCCCCCUCAAUUCUCGAUAUUAGAGACGAGGUUUUACGAAUUAAGAUGAGAUCUAGGGUGGGUAUCGUCUUUGCCUUCCUACGUUUGUUCAAGUAG
Messenger RNA from Rodentolepis nana, 600 nucleotides. The record is from the annotation of a GenBank genome assembly. NCBI's taxonomy places the organism in Eukaryota, Metazoa, Platyhelminthes, Cestoda, Cyclophyllidea, Hymenolepididae.